AUGUUUAUUCAUCAAUUUGAAUGUGACUUGAUAGGCAAAGCUUGUGAUGAACAACCGUUUGGUCAAUUAACUUUGUCUCAUAUAACUCUUAUCAGAAUGCUAGCUUUGAAUCAAGCAGAUGAUCAAGGCUUUGCUACUAGGAUCAAAGAGUUAACGUCCCAUGUCGAUAACUUUCUUGAUAACAGUGAAUGGGCCUCUUCAUUUACAGAAAUGUGUGACUUGAUAAUUUCAUCUGGUCAGAAUAACGAACCCCUGUUGGUCCACCAAUUAUUGGGCAUUUUAUUGGUUAAUUUCAUCGAUCAUACCAAUAAAUAUAAUGAAAAUAUCGGCUAUAGUUUCGACCCCGAGUUUAGUCUAAUUAACCAUUCUUGUGUGUCUAAUACGGUCAUGGUUCCGUUUAAUAACCAAACAUUUUGUUUAAUGGCUACCAGGCCAAUUGGUAAAGAGUCUCAAAUCUUUACCACUUAUAUUCAUCCCGGGAUCCCCCGAGUUCUCAGACAACAUGAAUUAAACUCAAGAUACUUCUUCAGAUGUGUGUGUUCUUCGUGUUCUCUGUCUUUUGAUUGGUUCUUCAGCUACAACUGUGUUCGUUGUAACCAUGUAAUAUACAACUUGGAUUUGCACACCUUUCAUCAAUUGACCAUAGAACAACUCUUCCAAAACAUGUCAAUGCAAUGCAGACAUUGUCAAAACACCAUUAGUCGGAAACUCUAUCAAAAAGUCUUUCAAGCUCAUCAAUUGCUCUUUUCCAUGAUGUUCAGCGAUGACGUUAUCCCUCCUAUAACCAAUUAUCCCACAACUAGUCUUGGAUACGAAUUAACUGACACCAUUGCUACCAAAGUAUCGAAUAUUAUCACUGUUCUCGAAACAAGUCCACAAGUAGUGCCACUUUUCUGCUAUCCGUUGAACAUUUAUGUGAACACUAUGGCCAGUUGGACCCAUGGUUCAAGAAACGAUAAUGGUGUUGAAUCUAUGAUGGAAUGGGCGAAAUGGGAGUUCAAAAGGGUUUUUUCAGUGAUAAUCCCAUCGGAUAUUAGUCAACUGAGAUUCUUAUGUAAUUUCCAUUACGUUGCUGUGGCAGAUUGUCUUGUCGAAUUGUUCUGUUUCAUGAUGGAAAACAGUCCAAAGGACACUUCCAUGGAUGAUGACUACGAUAUGGCUUUGAUUGUGUUCAAGUGUGCCAUUUUCUUUUAUCUCCAGGCUCUUGAAUCUUACACUAGAAGAAUUCUAGACAAUAAUAUCCGAGAAAUGGCCAGAGAUAUAAUUUCCAAAAUCAAUUUCAUGUUCAGAAUUGACACUGAAAAUUCCACGGCUAAUCUUCAACAGUUCCAAAGCUUAAACCCUUCGUCUUAUUGUCAGAACAUGUUUGUUAAGGAAGUGCAUUUGAUUUUGAAAUUGUUCCAAGUUCAAGUGCAGAUCCACAAGCACAAUCAACUUAAAAUGUGCUUUGCUGAUCGAGCCAGAUGUACAUUGUUUGAGUCGAUAGAUGAACUUCACUGCAAGAGCUUUUUUAGUUAA
Molecule: messenger RNA, 1518 nt
Organism: Lizanozyma spartinae
Lineage: Eukaryota; Fungi; Ascomycota; Pichiomycetes; Serinales; Debaryomycetaceae
Exons: 2
Coding region: 1-1518 (505 amino acids)
Molecular function (GO): protein binding
Source: RefSeq, a predicted model, not a curated record